AUGGAGUUUGAAGACGGAAUUUGUAUGAAGGAUAUGUUCUACGAGACGGAAACAAUGAUCUCUCUAACAGCGAAGUUUCACCUAUUCCCAGAUACAUUUCAAAAUGCUACUUUUAUGAUUAUCAACGAAGAUGUUACGAACGAGCCAUUCAGAAUUCCGGCGGAAUCAAACAAACUCGUGGAACAUAGUGAACGUGAAAAGUAUCUGAAGAUUACAUCGAUCAAGUUGACCCUGCGUCCUGGAGUAUAUAACGUGUUUUGUGUGAUCAGUGACAUGUACAGAGGACUUGGUGCAAGACUCAUCGUUCGUCCCAAAAUUGAAAUCUAUACUGCGUUCAACCGAUGCUUCGCACUCCAAUGGAAUAGGAUGUUGAUUCGAAAUGUUCCACUCAACGCUCGUCUGGAAGUGACUGUCAGUGAGACACAUGCAAGACGUCUUGGAGAAAUUGAUGGAUACAUUGUAUAUGACAUAUUCCCGGAGACCGCCGGUGGAAAAAUGGUUACACUUCGAAUUGACGGAAGAUUCCUCUCUUCAAACCCGCACAACGUUCUUGUGGACGACUACGACCCGCUUCAAGUACACAACGAAUGGGUUCUUGCACCUUGGCAGUCUGCUGAUUUGGAUUCAGACUAG
Molecule: messenger RNA, 633 nt
Organism: Caenorhabditis remanei
Lineage: Eukaryota; Metazoa; Nematoda; Chromadorea; Rhabditida; Rhabditidae
Exons: 3
Coding region: 1-633 (210 amino acids)
Source: RefSeq, a predicted model, not a curated record